Micropterus dolomieu (smallmouth bass) is the source of this 860-nucleotide messenger RNA. RefSeq names its product zinc finger, SWIM-type containing 7 (gene zswim7). Lineage: Eukaryota; Metazoa; Chordata; Actinopteri; Centrarchiformes; Centrarchidae. The transcript has 5 exons. Gene Ontology annotation, molecular function: zinc ion binding. Gene Ontology annotation, biological process: double-strand break repair via homologous recombination. The record is from RefSeq and is a predicted model, not a curated record. The coding region runs from base 58 to 474 and encodes 138 amino acids. Gene Ontology annotation, cellular component: Shu complex.
GUCUCAUCUUAUUGGCUGGCGGAGUCGGUGACUUCCUGAAACAAAACUGUGUUAAAAAUGCGUUCAUUUUUACCUGCAGUUGCCGAGCAGCUCUUCCGAGAUAUUCAAAAAACAUACGAGGAAACGUCUCAAAUUCCUGAUGACCUGCUUAUUGCGCUGAAGUUUGUCUUCGGGCCUUGUGCGCUGCAGGCUUUGGACCUUGUUGACCAGCGUUCAGUCACCUGUCUGUCAUCUCCCAGUGGACGUAAAGCAUUCCAGGUGACAGGAGGCUCGGGCCGUUUGUACACUUGCUUUGUGUCCUGUCACUACUGCCAGUGCCCAGCCUUCGCCUACACCGUGCUCCGCAGAAAUGAGGGCCCGCUGUGUAAACACAUCCUGGCCGUCUACCUGUGUCAGGCCACGGGUGUGACUCAGCAGGAGAAUGUGUCUGAUCAGCAGAUGUCCACACUGCUCAGCGGGAUUGCAGCCCCAUGACAGACAGGUAUGUUCAGCACAGCAGGUGGACCGAGGACCCUCUUGGAUGAGAGCCGAUGUUUUGCCGGGCACUUUAAGAUGCUGCUAAGAGGAUCGGAGCCCGGGAACGCUACCCCGGUUUCUGCUCUGUCAUACGUCUCUCUGAAAGACCCCAGAUGUUGCUUUAUUUAUUUCUGUUUGGAAGAGCUCUUAAUCUGUUUCCAGGGAAACGACAUCUGUUCUUUGAGUAUGCGCUGCUUUAUUUUUAGGUUCUUUAAGCUGCAUCGAUCAGAAAAUAGUGAGCGUCUGCCUGCUGAAGAGAAACAUUUUUAAAAACAUGAGCAAUUUUUCCGUGUCAUAUGUAAAUUAAUUGAAAUUUUUGGAAUAAAGACUGAUGUGUAACAAUA